CAGCAGCCUUAUCACCAUCAGGGUAUACGAAGUAGUAGCGCGAUCGUGAGCAACGAGCGUCGCCGGUACGCUGAUCUGCGCGAUCGCUUCUCAGCACGUCGUCACGUUGCCGAGAAGUAUUACGAUUGCCUGCAGUGCGCCGAGCAGUGUCGUCACGUGGACAACAACCCCAGCAGCAGCGGCAACAACAACAUUUACAUUAACAACAACAACGGCAGCAGCAAAAACGAGAGCGGUGCUCUCGUCGUCAAUCGAAUUCGCAGUAGUCAUCGCCUGCCCGCGUCGAACAUAACGUUAUACGACAAAGAGAUGCCCAUGUCUCCGCUUGAAGAAGUCAGGAAGAUUCGGACCACCAGAAGUAACUUGAGCAAAACCCUGACCAAGUAUCAGUCCGUCGGUUAUCUUACGCCGGUCAAGAAAAGGUCUUCGCUGGCUCGACCAGUUCGCGUGCACGAUUCCUUCGUGCAGCCUAGAAGACCGAUGGCCGACGAGGAUCACAGUCAGGAUCCGCAGCGAGAGCAACAGGCGGGAUCGUACAAAAAUCCGUGGUGGUGGGAGCAUCGGGAUCAAGAGCCUAACACGUCGAGUUACGCCUAUCACCGGGACGCCGAGGAUGGAAGCGCCGGCUGGCCUAUUCGCCUGCGGCUCGAACAGAUGCUGGAGCUGACGUUACCCCAGACGAAGCGGAAGAAGAAAAAGAAGAAGAAGAAAAAGACGACGUCGGCGACGGCGACGAUGAUGCUGAUGAAGCAGCAGCAGCGCAGCAGACACGGCUUUAAGGACACCGAGAGGCUCCUCAAGGUACUCAGCAUUAAUAAUGUGGACCAAGAUAAUAGGUACAACGUCAAACGAUGUUCCGUCAUGUAGAGAUUAGGAAAAAAGAAAAAAAGGAAAAAGGAAAAAAAAAGACGUGUAACAGACUUCUUAGGGAAACACUGUAGAACUUUGAUCUGGAAUCCCGCUUUCGGGCAUUAAUCGCGGCCGAGUAAAGCAAGAAUUUAUUUCGCAGGAUUCGAAGCAUCUUCGAUGACUGUCGCGGCCUCGAUAACGCGUAAAGCGCUUUAGAGACAAAAUAUGUUUUUGUUUCGCAUUCUUCUCAGUCCUUCUCUCAGUUUAGAGAUAGAGAUCAUCUUCUAGCUGCGUAUCCGAUCCGUUACAUAUUUUGACAUUCAAUGUUUCCCUUAUAUUGCUUUGAUCAAACGUUUUCACUUUUAUAGGACGAAGUGGUCAGUGUCGCGAUUUAUUAAAAAAAAACUUAGUGAUGAAUGACUUGUCGUUAUUACCGUGUCACAUUUCGGUGUGUAAAAUACCGCGUCGUCGUUUCAUUUAAGUCGAAUGCACUUUAGGUCCGCAAACAUACAGUCGAGCGGAACUAAUUAAUCAUUUGUACCCGCAUCCGCGCGAAAGCGAACCAAAAGGUGUACGAUUGAAAAAAAAAGGAGAGAGAGAGGGAGAAAGUAAAACUAAUUUCAUUCCACUAAACUGCCUGGGAUCAUCGCGGAUGCUUAUAUCGCGAGCUCCUUCCAAGUUUUGCGACAGCACCACUCCGAAUUAUUUUUUAUAUCGAGAAACACUGGAGGUACUAUUUUGUCAGAUGAAAAUUAUUCACGAUGGCUUUGCGAAGGGAAGGAAAAACGGAUGAAGGAAGUGUAUCACAUUUAUGAUAUUUAAAGAAAUAAUUCUUAAAAAAGAAAAAAAGUAAAAUGUUUACUUUCUCUGUUGUUGCUUCAACUGUAUAAUUUAUUUUUAGAAAUUUGCUGAGUUACUUUCGCUAAUGUAAUACACCCCCUUCGUUCGCUUAGCUCUUCGAGUUGUCUCCUCAACAACAAUUGUCCAGAGAAGAGCAGCAAGUACCUACAACGUAUGUACACGCAUAAUCCAAGUGCCAUAUAGCGUCGCAACUGCAUUAAAGCCUAUAAAACCUAAGCAUUUGAAUGAACGUUCCAGUAUUAAGUAACAAACAAAAGCGUGUGAUUUGAUGUAUAAUUCGUGACGCGCGAUGAUUUGAGACGCACUCCCCCUCGUCGUAUCGUAGACAACCCACGUACAUAUAAUAUAUAAAGUGAUCCUCUGUCCGCGAACGAUCGUUACGAGGGAGAGAGAAAGAAGAGUGAGUUUACACAAGUACACUGCGCGUUAACAUCGUACGAUCGAUUGAAGAAUUCUACCGCGAUAAAAGCAAGCUAAUUUCGAUGAAAGUUUUUACACAAUCAUUAUGUUGAUUUCGAUCAUUAUUGUGCAAUUGUUGGAUGAAAGCUAGACAGUUUUAUAAAUUUCUGCAAACUCUUAUUGAAAUGACAAACUAUUUUCUCGUUAUUUCAGAUGUGUCAUUUGUAUUGGCAUUUUUAAAUUCUAAGAGAGAUUUCGGAGAAAUGAAACACGCGCAUUUAAAGAGCAUUUACGAAAACUUUGUCGGGUCUAACACGCGUGGAUUUGCAAAUUGAAGUAAGAUAAUCAUAGAUUUAGAUAUAUCGAGCAGGAUUAUUUUAUUAGACGAGAGAACUGUUGUUUUAUCAUACGUUGCAUUAUACUAUAUUCUCACGAGUGCCCUUCCUUCGUUGACGUAUAUCUAUCGAAUUAUUGACUAUAAUGUAGAGAUUUAAAGCUGUUUCAGCUACAACUCCCAGUAUUUUGUAAGAGUAUAUAUUAGGCGAGUUUAAAAGAGAGAGCGAGAGAAAGAGAGAUACAGAAUGCGAUCUAAUGUACGGCGUUCAGCAUGAUUGAGAUAGCAAUCGAUAUAAGACGACCGCCGAACAAACGCGAUAGUUAAUCAAAUCGCCAGUUUAUCGGUGAGUCACUGUAUGUGUGUAUCUUCCUUUUUUUAAAAUUAUGAUUUUAUUAAUGGGAGAGAAGGUUUGAUUCGAUCGGCGUGAGAAUGGUUGCGGAUCAAUAUCUGUAUCCAAUGUGAUGUAAUCCUCUAUGUUGGAUAUGUUAACGAGUCUAGUCUAUUUACAAGAGAACCUUUGCUAUACACCCGUGCAAAUAUAUUGUUUGGCCGGAAAAAUAGACUGCACGAAAAGUAUAUUAUCUAUAUAAAUAUAUAUAUCGUACAUGGAUCUCUUUGGUACUUUUCCUUCUUCUCUUUUCGUCCUUUUUAUCCCUUUCGUGAUAGUGUUUCUCUGAUUUUUUUAUCCUGGAGGUUGUAAUUUAAUGUUGAGAUAUUGAUUGAAAUUAAAAUUUAUUUGGAAUUACAAUUUUAUAGUUAACAAUCUUAUAAAUAGUAACGUCACAAUAGAUGACUAUGUAGAUUGAAUAUUUAGAUUAACUUUAUUUUAAAGCACUUAUUCUUUACAGAGUAAGCUUAUCUCUCGAAAAUAAUUGGGGAUUAAAAAUUAUCAUCACGGAUAA
Molecule: messenger RNA, 3348 nt
Organism: Linepithema humile (Argentine ant)
Lineage: Eukaryota; Metazoa; Arthropoda; Insecta; Hymenoptera; Formicidae
Source: RefSeq, a predicted model, not a curated record